CGGCGCCGCCUCGCCAUGGACGCGCGCGGGGGCGGCGGGCGGCCCGGGGACAGCCCGGGCGCGACCCCCGCGCCGGGGCCGCCACCGCCGCCCGCGCCCACCCAGCAGCAGCAGCCGCCGCCGCCGCCGCCCGCGCCGCCCCCGGGCCCCGCGCCCCCAGCGCAACCCGCCCGGCCCGAGCCCGCGGGCCCCGAGGCGGCGGACGAGGGCGGCCCGCCGCGCGCCCGGCUCCGUAGCCGCGACAGCUCGUGCGGUCGGCCGAGCACCCCCGGAGCCACCAGCGCGGCCAAGGGCAGCCCGAACGGCGAGUGCGGGCGCGGCGAGCCGCAGUGCAGCCCCGCGGGGCCCGAGGGCCCGGCGCGCGGCCCCAAGGUGUCGUUCUCGUGCCGCGGGGCGGCCUCGGGGCCCGCGGCGGGGUCGGGGCCGGCGGACGAAACGGGCAGCGAGGAGGCGGGCCCGACCGCGGAGCCGCGCGGCAGCCAGGCCAGCUUCAUGCAGCGCCAGUUCGGCGCGCUCCUGCAGCCGGGCGUCAACAAGUUCUCGCUGCGGAUGUUCGGCAGCCAGAAGGCGGUGGAGCGCGAGCAGGAGCGCGUCAAGUCGGCGGGGGCCUGGAUCAUUCACCCGUACAGCGACUUCAGGUUCUACUGGGACUUCACCAUGCUGCUCUUCAUGGUGGGCAACCUCAUCAUCAUCCCGGUGGGCAUCACCUUCUUCAAGGACGAGACCACGGCGCCCUGGAUCGUGUUCAACGUGGUCUCGGACACCUUCUUCCUGCUGGACCUGGCGCUCAACUUCCGCACGGGCAUCGUGGUGGAGGACAAUACGGAGAUCAUCCUGGACCCGGAGAAGAUCAAGCGCAAGUACCUGCGCACGUGGUUCGUGGUGGACUUCGUGUCCUCCAUCCCCGUCGACUACAUCUUCCUCAUCGUGGAGAAGGGCAUCGACUCCGAGGUCUACAAGACGGCGCGCGCGCUGCGCAUCGUGCGCUUCACCAAGAUCCUCAGCCUGCUGCGCCUGCUGCGCCUGUCGCGGCUCAUCCGCUACAUCCACCAGUGGGAGGAGAUCUUCCACAUGACCUACGACCUGGCGAGCGCGGUGAUGCGCAUUUGUAACCUCAUCAGCAUGAUGCUGCUGCUGUGCCACUGGGACGGCUGCCUGCAGUUCCUGGUGCCCAUGCUGCAGGACUUCCCGCACGACUGCUGGGUGUCCAUCAACAAGAUGGUGAACCACUCGUGGAGCGAGCUCUACUCCUUCGCACUAUUCAAGGCCAUGAGUCACAUGUUGUGCAUUGGCUACGGCCGGCAGGCCCCCGAGAGCAUGACGGACAUCUGGUUGACCAUGCUCAGUAUGAUCGUGGGUGCCACCUGCUACGCCAUGUUCAUCGGCCACGCCACCGCCCUCAUCCAGUCCCUGGACUCCUCGAGGCGCCAGUACCAGGAGAAGUACAAGCAGGUGGAGCAAUACAUGUCCUUCCACAAGCUGCCGGCUGACUUCCGGCAGCGGAUCCAUGACUACUACGAACACCGCUACCAGGGCAAGAUGUUUGACGAGGACAGCAUCCUGGGCGAGCUGAGCGGGCCGCUGCGGGAGGAGAUUGUCAACUUCAACUGCCGCAAGCUCGUGGCCUCCAUGCCACUGUUUGCCAACGCUGACCCCAACUUUGUGACGGCCAUGCUGACCAAGCUCAAGUUCGAGGUCUUCCAGCCCGGGGACUACAUCAUCCGGGAGGGCACCAUCGGCAAGAAGAUGUACUUCAUCCAGCACGGCGUCGUGAGCGUGCUCGCCAAGGGCAACAAGGAGAUGAAGCUAUCAGACGGCUCCUACUUCGGGGAGAUCUGCCUGCUGACCCGGGGCCGGCGCACAGCCAGCGUGCGGGCCGACACCUACUGCCGCCUAUACUCGCUCAGCGUGGACCACUUCAAUGAGGUGCUGGAGGAGUACCCCAUGAUGCGGCGGGCCUUCGAGACCGUGGCCAUCGACCGCCUGGACCGCAUCGGCAAGAAGAACUCGAUGCUCUUGCACAAGGUGCAGCACGACCUCCACUCGGGCGUGUUCAACAACCAGGAGAACGCCAUCAUCCAGGAGAUCGUCAAGUACGACCGCGAGAUGGCGCAGCGCGCCGAGCUGGCCCAGCGCGGCCUCUUCCCGCCGCCGCCGCCGCCGCAGGUCACGUCGGCCAUCGCCACGCUGCAGCAGGCCGUGGCCAUGAGCUUCUGCCCGCAGGUGGCGCGGCCGCUCGUGGGCCCCUUGGCGCUGGCCUCCCCGCGCCUCGCGCCCCCGCCGCCCGCCGCCAGCCCCCCGGGCGCCCCGCGGACCAGCUCCCCGGCCGCUCCCCGCGCCGCCGGCCCCGCGCUGCCCGCACGCCGCCUCAGCCGCGCCUCUCGCCCUCUCUCGGCCUCGCAGCCCUCGCUGCCCCACGGCGCGCCCGGGCCUCCCGUGGCCGAGGCGGCGCGCGCGGCCAGCAGCUCCACGCCGCGCCUGGGCCCCGCGCCUUCCACGCGCGCCGUCACCGCCGCGCCCAGCCCGGAGCGCAGGGACUCGGCCUCGCCCGGGGGCGGCCUCGAACCCCUGGACUCCGCCGCCGCCGCCGCCGCGCGCUCGCGCCUCUCGUCCAACUUGUGA
Messenger RNA from Ochotona curzoniae (black-lipped pika), 2622 nucleotides. It is a transcript of the gene HCN2, whose product is annotated as hyperpolarization activated cyclic nucleotide gated potassium and sodium channel 2. The record is from RefSeq and is a predicted model, not a curated record. NCBI's taxonomy places the organism in Eukaryota, Metazoa, Chordata, Mammalia, Lagomorpha, Ochotonidae. The transcript is spliced from 8 exons. Bases 16 to 2622 code for a protein of 868 amino acids. Gene Ontology annotation, cellular component: membrane. Gene Ontology annotation, molecular function: voltage-gated potassium channel activity. Gene Ontology annotation, biological process: transmembrane transport; potassium ion transport.